Molecule: messenger RNA, 1308 nt
Organism: Pneumocystis jirovecii RU7
Lineage: Eukaryota; Fungi; Ascomycota; Pneumocystomycetes; Pneumocystales; Pneumocystaceae
Exons: 6
Coding region: 1-1308 (435 amino acids)
Biological process (GO): signal transduction; peptidyl-serine phosphorylation; endocytosis
Cellular component (GO): nucleus; cytoplasm
Molecular function (GO): protein serine/threonine kinase activity; ATP binding
Source: RefSeq, a predicted model, not a curated record
AUGACAUCUCUGGCACAUAGUCUUCAUUCUUCUAAUGUUGUUGGUGCUUGUUAUCGAGUCAAAAAGAAGAUCGGUGAGGGCUCGUUUGGUGUCAUUUUUGAAGGGUUCGAUGUACUCAAUAGUCAACAAGUAGCUAUUAAAUUUGAACCUAGGAAGAGUGAUGCGCCUCAAUUACGUGACGAAUAUAGAACAUACAAAUUAUUAGCAGGAUGCCCUGGUAUACCUCAUGUAUAUUAUUUUGGCCAAGAAGGAUUGCAUAAUAUUUUAGUUAUUGAUUUAUUAGGACCGAGUUUAGAAGAUCUUUUCGACUGGUGCGGAAGACGAUUUACAACAAAAACUGUUGUCAUGAUUGCUAAACAGAUGUUGACACGUGUUCAAACUAUUCAUGAGAAAAAUCUUAUUUACCGUGACAUUAAACCAGACAAUUUCCUUAUUGGAAGGCCUGGUACCAGUGUUUCUAAUCUGAUUCAUGUUGUUGAUUUUGGUAUGGCAAAGCAAUAUCGAGAUCCUAAAACAAAACAACAUAUUCCAUACAGGGAACGUAAAAGUCUUUCCGGCACUGCGAGGUAUAUGAGCAUUAAUACUCAUCUCGGUAGAGAACAAUCACGAAGAGAUGACUUGGAAGCAUUGGGUCAUGUAUUUAUGUAUUUUCUUCGAGGUGGAUUGCCUUGGCAAGGACUAAAGGCUGUGACUAAUAGACAAAAAUAUGAAAAAAUAGGGGAAAAAAAACAAUCUACUUUGAUUGAGGAGUUAUGCGAGGGGUUUCCGGAUGAGUUUAGUCAGUAUAUUUCAUAUGUCCGUGGUCUGGGAUUUGAAGACACACCUGAUUAUGAUUAUCUUCGUGGUCUUUUUACUAGUGCAAUAAAAAAAAUUGGUGAAACAGAGGACGGUCAGUAUGAUUGGAUGCUUCUUAAUAAUGGGAAGGGAUGGGAAGCUAGUUAUAAACAUGUCUCUUCAAACCAUCAUGCUAUUGUUUCUAAUGCGGCAAUUAAAUCGGCAUCUGCUAUUGAUUUAAAACAUUUAUCGUCAUCUAAAACUGGACAACAUGUACCAUCUAAUCGAUUAAACCCAUCUCAACCCAUUUCUCCAUCUGCUAUGUUAUUUCAUAAUGGGCCAAAACCCAAUAAAGAGCGGUUAAAUGAAGUUAACAAUGGCUCUGGGAAUGAAAAAGAGAUAUCUAAUCUUAGUGCUCAAGCCCAGCAAGAAUUUCAACAACAAUCUCGGUUAUCUCAAGUUUGUGCGACGGCCCCAAAUAAAAAACCGAAAAGUUUUUGGAGAAGAUUUAUGAACUGUUGUGGUAGCGGUUAA